UGUUUACGUCGUGGGCCCAAAAGCAAGCCCAAUGAGAAACCGAAAGGAAUCCGAGGUGAGUUGGCGGUGGAGGGUUCCGGUAUCCGGUAAAAAGGAGAAGGCGUCUGGGACCCACUACCGGAAAUGACUUUUGCAUUAAAAGCUAUUAAAGGUCAACUCUAUCCCACUGUCUCCAACUAAUAUCUUGUCUUCUCUCUCCGAAUUUACCGAGUCCUCAAUCUAACGGCUAUUCUCAACCUUUUGACCUUAUCUCUCCCAUCCCAUCUCUUAAUUUCCCUUCCCCGGGUCAAUUUGCUGAUGACCCGUACGUGGAUCGCUGUGAUUGGCCCAAGGGUUUGACGGCAGAUGGACCAGAAGCGACAGGUCAGUUGCCCGAUGCCUUGCAUUGGUAGGGCAUCGGUUUGACUCCAAUCCUUUCCCUUCCUCUUCUCUUUUUCCGCUUUUGCUUUCCUCCUCUCCUCUCCUCAACCAUUUUCCUCCUCUCUAUUUUACACAUCUUUCAAUUCAAUAUAAAUACAAAUCCUCUCCUCCUCCUCCAAUUUCAUGCUCAUUGCUCAUUAGGAGAGGAGCUAGGGCUUCAUUAAUUACUAAUUACUAUGGCUGUGGACCUUAUGGUGGGCUUUGGGGAUGCUGCUGCAGCUACUUCGCCCAACAUGGAAGAGAAUGCCGCUGUCUCUGCUGUUCAGGAAGCCGCUUCCGCUGGGAUUCAGAGCGUCGAGAAUUUCCUCAGAUUGAUGUCUAAUUCCUCCACUUCCCCUCCCGAUCCUCUCGCUGCCUAUCAAGCCGUUGCAGAUUCCGUCGUCAACAAGUUCAAGAAGGUCAUUUCUCUGCUAGACCGGAACCGGACCGGCCACGCUCGCUUCCGGAGGGCUCCGCUUUCCACUUCCCCUCCUCCUCCGCCCAAGCUUCAAGAUCCGGGUUCCUCGGUCCCCCAGAUUCCAGCCAAGAAACACGAAUCGGUCUCUGCUUUCAAGGUUUAUUGCCCCACUCCCUCCCCUGUUGUGCGCUUGCCUCCUCUGCCUCAUAAUCCACCAAAUACCUUCCAAACCCACCCCAAUACUUCCUCGCUGCUCCUCAAAAACGGGUCCAUGGACAGGAAGGACUCCACUACCACCAUCAAUUUCGCAGCAUCGCCGCCCGUUUCUGCUGCUAAUUCGUAUAUUUCAUCAUUAACUGGAGAUACCGAAAGCUUACAGCCAUCUCUCUCAUCUGGGUUCCAGUUCACCCACAUGUCCCAGGUCUCAUCCGCCGGAAAACCCCCUCUUUCAUCCUCCUCCCUUAAGAGGAAAUGCAAUUCCAUGGAUGAUUCCGCCGUCAAGUGUGGCUCGUCUUCCGGCCGGUGUCACUGUUCCAAGAAGAGCAGGAAAAACAGGAUAAAAAGAGAAAUUAGAGUUCCGGCCGUUAGCGCCAAACUCGCCGACAUCCCACCGGACGAUUACUCAUGGAGAAAGUAUGGGCAGAAACCCAUUAAAGGCUCUCCUCAUCCAAGGGGAUAUUACAAGUGUAGCAGUCUGAGAGGCUGCCCAGCGCGGAAACACGUAGAGCGGGCCUUAGACGAUCCAACAAUGCUGAUUGUAACUUACGAAAACGAUCACAAUCACGCCCACUCCACCGAAUCACCUGCCGCUCUUGUUCUCGAAUCAUCAUAGUCAACUCAUCCGACGGCCACCAAAAUUAAAUAUAAAUAUUGUUUUUUUUCUUUUUUUUAUAAUUUUGGGAAAGCUACAGGUUAAAAUUAUAGGGACCAAUAGUCAACGCUGCGGCUUGGGCGCCGUCUCCAAGAAGAUUAGUGGGUGCGCUGCGCUGUCUGUGUAUAGAAAAUUAGGAUGCCCUUUUUGUUUCUCUCUCUCUCUCUAGAUAUGAAGGGUUUUUGAUUUUUGGGAUUUGGUGGGUGUUGAGUCACGCUGCUAGUGGUGCUACUUACUGCUGGUGGGCUUCUGUUUUUAUAAACAUUCUUUUCUUAUGCCUCUCCAAUAUUAAUAUUCCUUGAGGAAUUCUUUUUUGAUCUUCAUAUCAUAUUGGAUUAGAUGGUGGAUUUAUUUUUAUAUGUAGGAACAAACCCACCUUUAUUCUUUCCCAUUUCCACCACUUUCUUUUUAAAAUAUUUGCAAACGUUUCAAUCCAUGGGGGUUUGGAUUGUACAGCAACAACGCAACGCAACGCCACGCCCUUGUCGUUUGCGGACAACUUCUGCGGCUCAGAUCUUAAUACAGAAAGGCACAGAUUCUGUGGCCGCUUUGGGACUGCCGACGUGUACUGGAGUUAUUCACCACAACUCCAAAAUUGUAACUUUCUCUUCGCCCAUUCAUUUUGUGAAUAAUAUGGAAACGAAUGUUCUUCUUUUCCUCCCUGUCUUGGGCUCACCAAUUCUGGCCCAGAGUUCAUCAAAGUUUGGAUUUUUCCACUGUGGGUUGGGAGAGUUAUCCAUUUAUUUCUCUGUGGGCUUCGGCCCAUCAUUCAACUUAUCUUCCUGUAUGACGAAAUCUAUACGUUUUCAAAAAGGAAAGGAAAAAAA
Molecule: messenger RNA, 2515 nt
Organism: Momordica charantia (bitter melon)
Lineage: Eukaryota; Viridiplantae; Streptophyta; Magnoliopsida; Cucurbitales; Cucurbitaceae
Product: putative WRKY transcription factor 7
Biological process (GO): regulation of DNA-templated transcription
Molecular function (GO): DNA-binding transcription factor activity; sequence-specific DNA binding
Source: RefSeq, a predicted model, not a curated record